AUGCCGGUGGUUUGUAGCAGCGGGACGGCAACGAGAUCGGAGCUUUGUCGAGGCGCCGAGGGGCUCGCCGGUGUCGAGGGGCUCGUCGGUGUGUCGUCUGUGUCGAAGAGAACGGCGCUCGUCGAGGAGAACGGCGCUCGUCGAGGCGUCGAGGAGGUGAGGUUGCAGUGCCUGCAGGUUCAUUCAACUGUUGGAGCCCCAGACUAUAUUGCCCCUGAAGUUUGCUGGAAAAAGGAUAUGGAAUGGAAUUUUCAGGCUCACCCCUGGUUUAAAGGCAUUGAAUGGGACAAGGCUGCAUCUAUAUCCCUGAGGUCAAUGAUGCAAUGGAUGCUCAGAACUUUGACAAGUUUGAAGAGGGUAAUUUCUAUUUUCAUUUGCGCAGAUGUGCAGAGACUGAAUCCUCCAUUAUCAGACGUUCGCCCAACUCUCCAAACCGCCACAAUGCGCUCCCGCCUAAGCAGGCUCUGCCAAGAAGGCCAACCUCACCUUGCCCGCCAACUGUUCGACACUUUGCCUCGCCCAAGUACUCUUCUCUGGAACACCAUCAUCAUCGGCUUCAUCUGCAACAACAUGCCCACUGAAGCCCUAUCCUUCUAUUCCCACAUGAAACACUCCUCCUCCCCCAACACCAAGCCUGACCCUUACACUUUCUCUUCCACCCUUAAAGCCUGCGCCCUCACCCGCAACUUCGACGCCGGCAAGGCCCUGCAUUGCCACAUUCUUCGCUCCCUUCCCUACCCAAGUGCGGUUGUGCAGAAUUCGCUAUUGCAUAUGUACUCUUGUUGUGAUCAUGCCCAGCAUGACUUAGUACGUAAGGUGUUCGACACAAUGCCUGAGCGAAAUGUGGUUGCUUGGAAUACACUGGUUGCGUGGUGUGUUAAGACUGAGAGGUAUGAAGAAGCGGUUAAGCAGUUCAGGAUGAUGAUUAGUAUAAGAAUCGUUCCCAGUUCCGUCAGUUUCGUCAAUGUUUUCCCCGCUGUAUCCGCCAUGAGAGACUCUAGAAAUGCCAAUGUGUUGUAUGGUUUGGUUGUGAGAUGGGGUGCUGAGUAUGUGAAUGACUUGUUUGUUGUGAGUUCGGCGAUAUUCAUGUAUGCCGAGCUUGGUUGCCUUGAUUAUGCUAGGAAGAUUUUCGACCGUUGUUUGGGGAGAAACACAGAGAUAUGGAACACCAUGAUUGGGGGGUACAUUCAAAAUAAUCUUCCUGGUGAAGCAAUCUGCCUUUUCUUUCAAGCCAUACGAUCUGAACAAGAUGUUCUUGACGAGGUGACAUUUCUUUCAGCUUUGACUGCGUGUUCACAGCUGCAACGGUUGGAACUGGCUGCACAGUUGCAUGCUCUUAUCACUAAGCAUUUCAGAGUGAUACCUGUUGUUUUGCUAAAUGCGAUUAUCGUGAUGUAUUCAAGGUGCAACUCUAUUGAGACAUCUAUUAAGUUUUUUCAUAAGAUGCCAGAGAGGGAUGCUGUUUCAUGGAAUACUAUGAUAUCCGCAUUUUUUCAGAGUGGCUUGAAUGAUGAGGCUUUAAGGCUCGUUUAUGAUAUGCAACAGCAAAACUUUUCUAUUGAUGUUGUAACUGUAACAGCUCUACUUUCAGCUGCAUCAAGUCUUGGAAUUUUAGGUGUUGGACAGCAGAUACAUGCUUAUCUUAUCAGGCAUGGAAUAGAAUUUGAGAUGGUGGAAAGUUAUCUCAUAGACAUGUAUUCUAGAGCCGGUGCAAUAAGGACUGCAGAACGAGUUUUUAAAGAAGAUUGCACCCUUGAUAAAGAUCAGUCCACUUGGAGUUCUAUGCUUGCUGGGUACACACAAAAUGGUUUUAUUGAAGAAGCUAUUGUAGUUUUUAGGCAAAUGCUGGAGCAGAAGCUGAUACCAAAUGCCGUGAGCUUAGCAUCAAUUUUUCCUGCUUGUAAUCUAGUGGGGAGCAUUGAUAUGGGUAAGCAACUCCAUGGGUUCUCUUUGCGUCACUACCUUAAUCAAAACGUCUUUGUGGGAGCUGCUCUGAUUGACAUGUACUCAAAAUGUGGUGCACUCACUUGUGCUGAAAAUGUGUUUUUUGAAACCCCUGAGAAGAAUUCUGUCACGUACACCACAAUGAUACUGGGCUAUGGCCAACAUGGACUUGGUCAGAAAGCUGUAUCUUUGUUUCACUCAAUGAAGAGAUCUGGCAUUGUACCUGAUGCAGUUACCUUUGUUGCAGUCUUGUCUGCUUGCAGUUAUGCUGGAUUGGUUGAUGAAGGUCUUUCUUUAUUUGAAUCGAUGAAAUUAGAGUAUAACAUAAAACCAAUAACUGCACACUAUUGUUGUGUAGCGGAUAUGUUAGGCAGGGUUGGAAGAGUAGUUGAAGCAUACGCGUUUGUUGAGGCGUUGCGUGAAGAGGGCUAUGUGAUGGAAAUUUGGGGAUCACUUCUUGGUGCAUGCAAAAUUCAUAAAAAAUAUAAAUUGGGAAAAAUUGUUGCUGAUAAAUUGCUUGAAAUAAAGGCUGCUAAUUGCAAGACAGGUUACCAUAUUUUGCUCUCAAAUAUGUAUGCUGACGAAGGAAAGUGGGAAACUGCUGAGAAAGUGAGAAAACAAAUAAGAGAUAAAGGUCUGAAGAAGGAGCCUGGCUGUAGUUGGAUUAAGAUUACUGGUAUCCUAAACUGUUUCAUAUCCAGGGACCAAAAGCACCCUCAAUGCAGUGAGAUAUAUGAGAUGUUGGUGAGGUUGACUAUGAUGAUUAAGGAUGUUGGUUAUAGGCCUUCUCUCAGUUCCCAUCUAGAAGAAACUUUGGAAUCUCAUGAGUGAAGGAGAAUGCUUAGUUUCGCCAUCUUCUAUUUUUCGGGACUUAUUCCCGGUUUUUGGCAAACCGGAGACAGCUAAUUACGGACAAC
Molecule: messenger RNA, 2861 nt
Organism: Argentina anserina (silverweed cinquefoil)
Lineage: Eukaryota; Viridiplantae; Streptophyta; Magnoliopsida; Rosales; Rosaceae
Product: pentatricopeptide repeat-containing protein At3g22150, chloroplastic
Exons: 4
Coding region: 1-2775 (924 amino acids)
Biological process (GO): RNA modification
Cellular component (GO): intracellular membrane-bounded organelle
Molecular function (GO): RNA binding; protein binding
Source: RefSeq, a predicted model, not a curated record